Molecule: messenger RNA, 402 nt
Organism: Rotaria sordida
Lineage: Eukaryota; Metazoa; Rotifera; Eurotatoria; Philodinida; Philodinidae
Source: the annotation of a GenBank genome assembly
AUGUUCGAUGAUGAUGAUAUGCGAACGAUAGGCGAUCAAUUAAAAAUCUGUCACAGUGUCACACAGUUGAAUCUAUACAGUGAUCGAAUUGGACCUAGUGGAGCAAAAUAUCUUGCAGAUGGCUUAAAAGAAAACAAAUUUCUUACUCAUUUGUUGAUGGGUGAAAAUCAACUCGGUGAUGAGGGUGCACGACACAUGGCAGAUGCAUUGAAAAUAAAUGAAACUCUUGGGGUAUUAUAUCUUCAUGGAAAUGAUAUUGGUGAUGUUGGAGCUGAAGGUAUAGCCAACGGGCUAAAAGUUCACAAAAAAUUAUACAAAUUGGUUUUAGCUGACAAUAAAAUCGGUGAUAUAGGUGCACAAUAUCUUGCCGAAGCUCUCAAAGUGAACACGGUAGGUCAAUGA